ACGAGGGGUUGGCUCAUGAGAAGAGACUGCAGCACAGUGGACAGUGGUUCCUGCAGCUGAACUACAGUGAGUGCAUACACUGGACUCAGGGUUCUCUGUGACUUAUUUCUUUAAUCACGAUCAUGGGUCAGUCAUUCUCUUCUACAUCUGAGAAUGAAGACCGUGGAGAUUUGGAAUCCAGUUUUACUGCAUAUUUUAAUAAUAUUGAAAUAGAAAACAAAAUCAUUCCUCCGGAAAUCAUCCGUUCUAUAAAAAGGUCUCUGAGAAAAGGAGAUGUUCAGCAGGCACAUUAUAGAAUCAGUGUUGGAUUAGGAAAUAUUGUUUAUGCCCCAAUAAAUGUUGCUGUGACAGGAGAGUCUGGAGUAGGGAAGUCCAGCUUCAUCAAUGCCCUGAGGGGAGUUGGACCUGAAGAGGAAGAUGCAACUCAAGUUGGGAUAGCAGAGACAGCUAUGAGAACUCCAUACAAGCACCCCAAAAUUGAAACGUUGACUUUUUGGGAGCUGCCUGGCAUUGGAACUAUGAACAUUCCACCAAAAUAUUAUCUGGAGAAAGUGAAAUUCCAAGAGUAUGACUUCUUCAUGAUUCUUUCCGCCACACGCUUUAAACUACUUGAACUAGACCUUGCCCAAGCAAUCAGAUUGAAGAGAAAGAAUUGCUACUUUGUAAGAACCAAAGUGGAUGCUGACUUACAAAAUGAAAAGGAAUCCAAACCAUGCACCUUUGACAGAGUAAAGACCCUGCAGCAGGUCAGAAGAUACUGUGUGAACACCUUCAUUCAGAAUAACAUGGAUGUUCCACCGAUUUUCUUGAUUUCUAACCACAAUUUAUCAGACUAUAAUUUUCCAGUCCUGAUGGACACCCUGAUAAAAUAUCUUCCUGCUCAAAAGCACCACAACUUUAUACUUUCCUUGCCUAAUAAUACUGAGGCUGUCGUUGACAAAAAGCACAAAUCUAUGCAGCAAUUUAUCUUGUUGGAAGCCUGCCAGGCUGGAAUUUUGACUACUGUUCCUACAGUGGACAUCCUCAUGGAUGAAGUCGAGGAGUUGAAGGUGAAGUUAAACCACUACCGAGUCCUCUUUGGACUGGAUGAUGAAUCCCUGGAAGUCAUGGCUAACGAUUCUCAAGUGCCUGUUGAACAACUGAAAAAAAACAUUAAAUCUCCUUAUUUGUUAGAAACUAAGAAAGAAGAAACAUUGGGAGAAAUGGUUUUGAAAUAUGUGGAAAAAUUUGCCUCAGCUAAUGGUGGGCCUCUUGCUACAGGGCAUUACUUUGGGAAAACCUUUUACUUACAACUUUAUUUCCUUGACACAGUGACUGAAGAUGCCAAAGUCCUCCUUAGAGAGACAUAUUUUAAAAAACUAGUUCAAGCUCAGCACAUCCACAGUGACUAACCAUGACAAGAUCACAAGAUCAAUGGUUAAUACAAUGGAAUCACUAGAUAAAUUCCCCCUCUUAUAUCUUUUCUUUCCACUAACCAAUCCACUAUCACCAUAGAAACCUAAGGAUAAGGGUCAUGUGUGUUAAUAUGUCAGAACCUGGCAAUCCCCAGCUUCAACUCUCUACCUUCCUCCCUGUCUUUCAACUCUGGUGUGGGAGAAUUGUCUGUAUCCUGUCGAUCAUGUUUUAAAUAAAUGCUGAUAGGCCAAUAGCCAGGCAGAGAGUAUAGGCAAGACAACCAGACAGGAAGUAGAGGCAGGGCAAUGAGAACAGGAGUAUUCUGGGAAGAAGGAAGUUCUUUCUGAGUCCUGUCCAGACACCGAUGAAGCAAGAUGUGACCUGUCCCACUGAAAAAGGUACUGAGCCUUGUGGCUAACAUAGAUAAGAAUAAUGGGUUAACAUCAGUUAUAAGAGCUAAUACGAAGCCUGAGCUGAUGGGCCAACCAGUUUAUAACUUAUGGAGACCUCUGUGUGACUUUCUUUGGGGCUUACCGGUUGUGGGAACCAGGCAGGACAGGAACCAACAAGCGGGCCUUCAUGUUACACAACUCCACAUGUACACUUUAAAACACACAUGCACACACUAACACACAGACACACACAGUGCCAUGUCAUGCACAUAUAAUGAGCAGAGCUCAAUUUCCAGAACCUAUAUAAAAGUUGAGUGGGUGUGGUAGCCACCUUGGACUCCAAACUCAGAAGGCAGAGAAGGUGGAACCAGUGAGCAAGCUGGCUGUCAAGAGCAUGAGAUAACAGCAAGUUCUGGGUUCAGUUGAGGGGCCUUGUCUUGGGGACAAAGACCAGAGAGCAAUUGAGGAUAGGACCUAACAUAAGCCUGACAUACUCACACACACACACACACACACACACACGUGAACACGCAUACUACACAGAGAGACACAUUUUCUUUUUUAAUAUUUUUAUUCAUUUUACAUACCAACAACAGUCUUCCUAUCCCCUCCUCCCCUGCCUCCCAUAAGCACACCCCAAUUUACUCCUCAGAAAUGCUAAGGCCUCCCAUGGUGAAUCACCAAAGCCUGGCACAUUCAGUUGAGUCAGAAGCAAGCCCCUCCCCUGCCAGAAGCAAAGACCUGUAUUUUGAGGUCUGUAUUUUGUUUACAAUCAUCUUAAGUUCACAAGUAAGU
Molecule: messenger RNA, 2582 nt
Organism: Chionomys nivalis (European snow vole)
Lineage: Eukaryota; Metazoa; Chordata; Mammalia; Rodentia; Cricetidae
Product: interferon-inducible GTPase 1-like
Exons: 2
Coding region: 123-1391 (422 amino acids)
Biological process (GO): defense response; cellular response to interferon-beta
Cellular component (GO): endoplasmic reticulum membrane
Molecular function (GO): GTP binding; GTPase activity
Source: RefSeq, a predicted model, not a curated record